AGCUUCAACCCUUCCAGUCUCUGCCCUUCUCGUCGCUGUCAGCCGAGCCCUUCGCUAUGGGGGGACACCCGGGGGUGGCCUUGGCCCAGCCCUUUGCUGGGGCUUGUGCCCUUCUGGAAUGGGACCAGUUGGCUGGACGCUUCCGAGCUCCCACCAUCAUCAACGGCACGUCCCCGGUGGCCUGCCACCCGCUGCCCCUCGGUGGCACCCUGGUGCUGGUGGUGGCCCAGCUCAGCGGUGGCUCCUCCGUGUGGCGCCGCUCCGGUGGUCCCGGCUCCCGCUUCAUCCGGCUCCAGGCUUUGGGAAGCGGCCGCUUGAGACGUCCCCACGCGGUGGCCAGCGCCCGCCUUGGUGGCCAAUGGUACCUGGGGGUGGCCGAUAGCUCCAAAGGGGGCACCAGCACCCUCUUUAGAUGGGGUGGCCGCGGCUUCUAUCCCCACCAAGCCCUUCGGCCGUGGCAUCGGGACACCCACUUGGAGUUCUUGGAGUUAGGGGGAAGACCGGCUCUGGUGGUCUGCAGUGGGACCAGGAGGCCCUUGGUCUAUAGGUGGAGUGGGGUGGCCUUCACCCCCCACACGGACAUCCCCCACGUGCCUGAUGUCUACGCGGCCAAGCACUUCAGGAUGAGGGGACACGUGUUCCUCUGCUUGACAAGGUUCCUCGGGGACGCCAAGGUGAUGCGCUGGGAAGGCUCCAUGUUCCGGGAGGUGCAGCAGGUCCCAGCACGUGGCUCCAUGGUCUUCCAACCCCUGGCUUUGGCCGGUCAACGCUACGUCCUCCUGGGCAAUGACUAUGCCCCGAGCCGUGUCUAUCGCCUUGGUCCUGGUGGCCACCUCGAGCCCAUCCAGGAGCUCCUGGCCCCAUCUCCUCGCUCCUUCGCACCCAUCUCCUUGGGUGACCAGCACUUCCUGGUGGCCUCCAGCUUCAAAGGGGCCACCCAGAUCUACCAGCACGUCACCAUUGACCUGGGUACUUGAGGGACACCAAAGACACCCCAUGGUGGUGGUGGGGGGGUGAGGGCCACCAAGCUACCAGGUACCUGAUGUCGCCCAAGGACACCGUUGGUCCCAUGUCCAUUGGCCACCGUUGACCACCCAUGUCAUCUCCUGGUGCCACCAAAUGUCCCCAAAGCCACCACUGACACCAUGUCCCCAAGGCCACCAUCAACCCAAUGUCACCGUUGGCCCCACGUCACCUCCUGGUGCCACCAUCAAGCCAAUGUCACCAUUGGCCCCAUGUCACCAUUGGCCACCAUCCACCCAAUGUCACCACCAACCUCAUCUCACCUCCUACUUCCACCCCCUCUUGCUUUUGUCCCCUCUUGUCCCCUGAUGCCACCACCCCCCAAUAACCAAAAUGUCCCCAAACAUCCCCUUUUAAACCAUCAUUUUUAUUCA
Messenger RNA from Strigops habroptila (Kakapo), 1397 nucleotides. RefSeq names its product leucine-rich repeat LGI family member 4-like. The transcript has 3 exons. Lineage: Eukaryota; Metazoa; Chordata; Aves; Psittaciformes; Psittacidae. Gene Ontology annotation, biological process: neuron maturation; myelination in peripheral nervous system. The record is from RefSeq and is a predicted model, not a curated record. The annotation marks the transcript as partial.